Messenger RNA from Oncorhynchus masou masou (cherry salmon), 1343 nucleotides. RefSeq names its product gastrula zinc finger protein XlCGF17.1-like. Gene Ontology annotation, molecular function: DNA-binding transcription factor activity, RNA polymerase II-specific. The transcript has 2 exons. Gene Ontology annotation, biological process: regulation of transcription by RNA polymerase II. Gene Ontology annotation, cellular component: nucleus. The coding region runs from base 232 to 1275 and encodes 347 amino acids. NCBI's taxonomy places the organism in Eukaryota, Metazoa, Chordata, Actinopteri, Salmoniformes, Salmonidae. The record is from RefSeq and is a predicted model, not a curated record.
GCUUCUUUCAUCAGCAACAACAGUUAGUCAGACAGCUCGGUAGCUUGCAGGACAAAAUAGCCGAAACAAUACAUUACUUUAGACGCUUUAGUGAAUAUUAGCCACUGUGUUUAAACCCACUUCUAUCAUCGAGUUAGUUCUCCGAUUUAAUUUCAUAUUUACGGUGUUGUUAUUAUUCAGCUAGCGAGCUGGUUAAGUUAGCAUUAGCCAAGCUAGCUAACAUCCCCGACCAUGCGGUCACCAAGCUACUCUCCUUCUAAUGAAGAGAAGGAUAUUACAGUAAAUCGAGAAGUAGGGAGUGGGGCCUUUACUGUGAAAGAAGAGGACGCGUUCAGAGUGAAAGAGGAGGAUGAUGGCACAGUAAAAGGAGAGGAAGAUGCAGUUUAUGGCGUGAAAGAGGAGGGGGAGGAGAUGACUGUUACAUCGAAAAAGGAGGAGGAGGAACCUGGAUAUCUGGGCCCGGUUUCCCAAACGCAUCUUCAGGCAUCCAAUGUUUCUAACGAUGAAUUUAACCAUAUGAUGGUUUUGAGAAACCGUUCCCUGACUAACACUAGAGAGAUACGGUACAAUCGUGGAUCCUCUGGGGAGCCUCAACAACCUCAUGACGCUGAAGAGGGAGAGAAGAGUCUCUCCAAAUCAGAACACCUCAAUAAACACCUGCAGAGACCCACAGAGAAGAGAACUCACUGCUGCUCUGACUGUGGGAAGAGUUUCACCUCCUCAGCAGGCAUUAAAAUUCAUCAGAGAACACACACAGGAGAGAAAUCUUAUAGCUGUGAUCAAUGUGGGAAGAGAUUUACUAGAUCUGACCAUCUGACUCUACACCAGAGAACACACACAGGAGAUAAACUUUAUAGCUGUGGUCAAUGUGGGAAGAGUUUUACAAGAUCUGACCAUCUGACUCUACACCAGAGAAUACACACAGGAGAGAAACCCUAUAGCUGUGAUCAAUGUGGGAAGAGAUUUCGUAGAUCUGGAGAACAGACAGUGCACCAGAGAAUACACACAGGAGAGAAACCCUAUAGCUGUGAUCAAUGUGGGAAGAGAUUUGCUACAUCUGGCCAUCUGGUAUCACACCAGAGAAUACACACAGGAGAGAAACCUUACAGCUGUGGUCAAUGUGGGAAGAGUUUUACAACACCUAGCUCUCUGACUCUACACCUAAGAACACACACAGGAGAGAAACCUUAUAGCUGUGAUCAAUGUGGGAAGAGUUUUGGUCGAUCUGGACAGCUGACAGUUCAUCAGAGAACACACAGGAGAGAAACCCUUUAGCUGUGAUCAAUGUGGGAAGAGUUUUUGUCAAUCUGGCCAUCUGGUAUCACACCAGAGAACACACAUAG